GAUCUGAAUCAGCGAAUUAAUAGAUCAUUGGAAACUGUGGAGAUGCCUUGGAAGUGGGGAAAAAUAAGUGACCUUGACCUAGAGAUGGAGGUCAAACGUUGCUACCAGUCACUACUUGAAGCACAGGAAACCAAUGACAACUGCGCUCGGACUCAUGAGAACGUCGGACGAGUGAUGGAAGGAAAGGUCGAUCAGGAGAGCUCCUUUCCUGGAAGAUGGCCCUUUUCGAAACCCAGGGAAAUUUAUACUGACAAUGAGAAAAUGGAGGAAAAAUAUUAUGUUGGCUUCGAGUUACCUAAAUUUGAAAAAUCUCUUAGCGUUUCAUCGCCAUAUCCAAGAACCACCUUUAUGAAAUCCAAGUUUUUAGUUCCUAAGACAGUCACAGCUCCAUCGUACGACGAAGUUGAAACACCAUACGCCAGAAGAUCGAUACACAUUGGAGACUUGGACAGUGACACUUCAUAUAUCCUCCCUUCUGUAAAACUGGAGGAGGAAAAAUCAUUCUCAAGUAGUAUCUCCACAAUCUCGGAAACCACACUAACAGAUAAAUUACUAAGACAUGGAGAGGACGUGAAUUUUGCCGACAUUGAGGGCAAGACGGAACUUCAUCAUGCCGCCAAGCGUGGACAGAUCCUUACGGUGCAGCAACUUAUAAAAGAUGGCGCCAUGGUUAACGCAGUGGACGAAUCCGGGAAGUCUCCUCUACUUUACGCGGUGGAAAACGGCUUCACGGCGGUGGCCAAGGAAUUAAUCGAUCACGGAGCUUAUGUCAACCAGAAAGAUCAAGACAGAGAAACACCACUGAAGCUCGCAACCGUAAGCGGAAAGAAGUACUUGGUGAGUGUCCUUUUAAAGCUCCGUGCUUCGGUUUACAUUCUUGAUAAAGAUAUGAAAGCGGCACUUCACUAUGCAGUAGAGAAGAAUUUCCCGGAUAUUGUGGAGCUGUUGGUUGAAUACGGGGCACCUGUCAAUCAAAGUGACGGAAAGCAACGGAAGCCUUUGCAUUAUGCCGCAGAGAAAGGUUAUAUAUCUAUUGUAGAACUACUACUAUUGAAGGGCGCUUCCAUCGACAGCAUGGACCGAGAAUUACGAACUCCAUUAUUCCUUGCCGUAGAAAAGGGACUUGAAAUUAUGUCAAAUAUCCUGAUAUCUAAAGGUGCCUGCGUGAAUGCUGCAAACCGGCGCCGCCAGACCCCGCUACAUAUUGCCGCCGGAAGCGGAUUCAUCAGCAUUGCUCUGGAACUCAUCACAAACCGAGCCGGGGUCAAUAAUCAGGAUGACCUAGGACGGACACCUGUUUUUUACGCCGUCCAAAAUCGAGACGUCAGUAUGCUAAAUGCCCUAAUACGGCACGGUGUCGAGAUGGAUAACUGCGAUACGGUGGGAAAAAGUCUCUUGCGAUACGCCAUUGAAACUCAUAGUGAAGCCCUCAUCUACAUAGUAGCCAAAGCGGAAAUGGAUCAGUGUAGUCUUAAGCGCCAUGUUUAUCAUCGUCAGCUAUUGACUGCUAUAGAAGAGGAGUGCGACUUUUUGGGGAAGACGGUAUGGAACUACGUCAUCGAUCAAUGCACUCGUCACUCUGCUGACGAAGUGGAAAACCGGCAGAUGACGGCCACAGUUAAUGUUCUCCUCGAGGCCACUUGUACUGCUUUCUCUCGCGCAAAUAAACACAUAAUUUUGAAAGCAGAACCACAUCUUAGAAAUGAUAAGGCUGAUAGUCCGUAUAUAGUUGCACACGUGAUCACACUGCCGUCAAAAAGACCACUGACAUUUAUGGGAUUGUCGAUUGUGUACAAAGUUUCGGAUUUAAGGGAAACCUCUCUCUCAAGUUCCUUUAGCAAACCAAAGUAAAAUGGGAACCGAUGAAGGAAGUCUACAUCAAUCUAGAAUCAUCAAAGAAAUUCAGAUAACGAUGUUUAUUUUGGUUUGUCGUUUU
Saccostrea echinata is the source of this 1936-nucleotide messenger RNA. Its product is annotated as putative ankyrin repeat protein RF_0381. NCBI's taxonomy places the organism in Eukaryota, Metazoa, Mollusca, Bivalvia, Ostreida, Ostreidae. Gene Ontology annotation, molecular function: protein binding. Bases 43 to 1851 code for a protein of 602 amino acids. The transcript is spliced from 3 exons. The record is from RefSeq and is a predicted model, not a curated record.